AUGCGUUAUAAAGAAGCCGAUACAGUCCAGGAGCUUCAGCCAGAAAUAAGUGCCGAGGACCAGGGGGCAGGAGCAACGGAUCAACCUGAGCAGAAAGCAGAAGACGGAGAAGGAAAAAGCCGCCUCCUUUUCCAGCGCCCCACUGAAAGCGAGCUAAAGACUUGGCGCAGCGUGGAGCAGAGUUCGGCCGCUGGGCCCGAGCAGGAGUGCCAGUAUUCCUUGAAGUUCAUGGCGUUUUCUCCCCCAUCCUUGGAAUGUAGAGAACCCCCAAAAUGUUUGGAAGCCGGAGCUGAUGAAGCGGAUGUGCUACAGACCCAUUUCAGCUUUAGCGGGGAAAUCUUCCCCAGCUUCGCUGACCCCGUGAAUGUAAACACGGAGCUUGGGCUUGAAGAGGAGAGCCUGAAUGGGGGGGCCCAAGGCAGACUGGAAGAAAAAGUAAGGAAACCUCUGGCAGACAUAAAUUCCUCCACACCGAUGCAGGAACCAUCGGGCAGAGUGAAGAUGCUACAUCGGACGGAGGCCACCGAAGAAGCUGACUCCCUGGGAAAGGCCUAUCAGGGGCCAGGUUCAGGAUCAGGUAACUCAACGCUGGAAUCUAAGGAUGGCUUUCGGCUAGAAAAGCCGAAGGAGAUAAACCCCAAUGGGAAGUUAUUGGAAAGAGCCCUGGGGAAAUUCACCCAAGAGCCGAACGCUCCGGAGGGUCUCAAAAGUAAGCAGGAUAUGGACAGCUUACCGGAUACAAAGUCUGACUUAGCCUCGUUGUGUGACGAGGUGUCUACCAACGGACCCGCGAAAACCCUCCAAGGAAGAGAGGCCAGUUUUGAUCUCUCUGGAAACCUUCAGCUGAGAACCGAUCGUUCCGAGAAUCACGACCCGCCGAUGGCAACCGAGCGGAUCUAUACAUGCUCCUAUUGUGGGAAGUGCUUCGAGGAGAGUUUAGACUUGUUGGCCCACGAGAGAGCCCACAUAAGAGAGAAGAUUUACCGGUGCUCCCAGUGCGAGAAACGAUUCUCUCACCAGAUCGACCUUCUGACUCACAAGAGGAACCACCAGGAGGAGAAGCCGCACCGGUGCGAACGGGACUGCGCCAAAUGCCACAGGCAGAGGACUUUCCCAAAGGUGACUCGGAGAGCGCGACCCGGGGAGCAGGCCUGUCAGUGCCCAGUUUGCGGAGAACGUUUCAGCUGGAAAUCCAAUCUCAUCAGACACCGGAGGAUCCACACAGGAGAGAAACCCUAUCGGUGCGCGGAGUGUGGGAAAAGCUACACCCGUAAGACGGCCCUCGACAGACAUAAAAGGACCCACGGGGAGAAGGCUUGUGAGGUCGGCGCUCCGAGCAUGGCGCAAGCCUCAGUGCUGGUCCUCCUUGUUUGAAUCACGUGAGGUUGGCGAGAAAUGUAUUGUGUUAACGUAUUAAGCGCGGAAGGAAGUUCACUUAGCUAAAUAAAUUGGGAUCAGAAAAUUCAUCGUUAAGUGGUGCGAUUGUUAAAUGAGGCUUCAAGUGACCCUGUCCAAUUUUAUGACCUUUUUUUUUUUUUUUUUGCCAUGGUCAUUCAGUGAAACACACAAGCUGUCAGGAUUCCAGCAAUCGCUCUAAUGAAAUCAGGAUUCUCGAGCC
Notechis scutatus (mainland tiger snake) is the source of this 1618-nucleotide messenger RNA. The record is from RefSeq and is a predicted model, not a curated record. Lineage: Eukaryota; Metazoa; Chordata; Lepidosauria; Squamata; Elapidae.